AUGUCUUCAUUAUACUCAAGUUUGGAGUGGAUUGGGGCGGCGAGUAGAUUGUGUUUCUCGAAUGCUCGCUUCAACUCUCUGAUAUUCAUUGUGGUGUUGGUCAGUCCAGUGGGUGCCACCUACUCACUCGAACCAAGGAAGUCCCGAUUGGGGGGAUGUGAGGAAAAGGCUGAAAAAUGCAAAGAGACCGACCUCGUCUACUACCAUUGCUGCCACGGCGAUUGCUGUGCGCAUUUCCAGCCGUUGCCGUACAUUGCUUUGUGGAUUAUCGGAGCAUCGCUCAUCAUGUUUUGCUGUUGCGGUUGUUGCAUACGCUGCUGUGGUUGCGGGAAGAAGGACAAGGGCUACCGUCCGACACUUCCAUAU
Molecule: messenger RNA, 366 nt
Organism: Mesorhabditis belari
Lineage: Eukaryota; Metazoa; Nematoda; Chromadorea; Rhabditida; Rhabditidae
Source: the annotation of a GenBank genome assembly